ACAUGUAUAAAAGCAAGUUCAGAGUGCACAGUUUGCUGAAGAUUCCAAACAAACACAAUGGAUGAAGGCAGAGUCAGGGGAAGAGGAAUUCGAUGCAGAGGAGGGAGAAGAGCUGGCCCUGGAAGAAGAGGAGCAGGCCAACGAGGAAGAGGAGUUCAAAUGAGAGGAGGAAGAGGAGCAGGCCAACGAGGAAGAGGAGGAGGCCAACAUGGGAGAGGAGAAGGUCCAGGAGGGAGAGCAAGACAACCUUCAUUACGGACGAGAUGCGAGCAACAGUCAUUGACCAUGUCAUUGUCCAUGGCAUGACAAUGGCUGAAGCAGGACUAAGAGUCCGUCCAAACCUGAGUAGGUUCACCGUGGCCACCAUUAUCAGGGCAUUCAGACAACACAACAGAGUUGAAAGAAUGCCACAUAGAGGUGGGAGGGUUGCCAUAUUUACAGCGGCACAAGAAACCCUCAUUGUGGAUAUGGUUCGUGGGAACAACCUCAUCAGACUCCGGGAGAUCAGAGACAAAGUCAUUGCCGAUAAUGUCAACUUUGAGAGCAUUGACGAUGUCAGCUUGGCCACAAUAGACCGAGUUCUCUGGCGCCAAAAGACGCGGAUGAAACAGGUCUAUAGGGUUCCCUUUGCGUGCAACUCUGCGCGACACAAAGACCUACGUUACGAGUAUGUGCAAAGGAUAUUACAGUUGGACGCGAUGGCCAGACCUCAUGAGUACCUCUUCCUGGAUGAGGCUGGCUUCAACCUGCAGAAACGAAGGCAAAGAGGCCGUAACAUCAUUGGCCAAUGAGCCAUCACUGAGGUCCCUGGCCAACGGGGGGGUAAUAUUACUCUUUGUGCGGCCAUGGGUUUGGAGGGGCUUGUCCUUGGGUCUUACAACACCCAACGUCUCCUCACCUUCCUAGAGGAGCUAAAAGACAUCCUCCUGGACCGCCAACAACACCAUCCUGGGCCCGCACAUCACAUUUAUGUGAUCAUUUGGGACAAUGUCCGCUUCCACAGAACAAACCAAAUCAGAGAGUGGUUCACCACCAACAGUGACCACUUUUUAAACGUCUGUCUGCCACCCACUCCCCUGUCCCGAACCCUAUAGAGGAGUUCUUCUCAUCGUGGAGAUGGAAGGUUUAUGACAGACAACCAUACACAAGAGAGAACCUCCUAAGGGCAAUGGAGCUGGCCUGUGUUGACAUCCCAGCGGAGGCCUUCCAAGGAUGGAUUCGCCAUUCCAGGGCGUUUUUCCCGCGGUGCCUGGCAAGAGACAAUAUAGCCUGCGAUGUGGAUGAGGUGAUGUGGCCCGAUGCAGCUCAGCGACA
Pelmatolapia mariae (spotted tilapia) is the source of this 1314-nucleotide messenger RNA. RefSeq lists its product as uncharacterized. The record is from RefSeq and is a predicted model, not a curated record. The transcript has 3 exons. Lineage: Eukaryota; Metazoa; Chordata; Actinopteri; Cichliformes; Cichlidae. The coding region runs from base 93 to 791 and encodes 232 amino acids.